Molecule: messenger RNA, 984 nt
Organism: Rosa rugosa (rugosa rose)
Lineage: Eukaryota; Viridiplantae; Streptophyta; Magnoliopsida; Rosales; Rosaceae
Product: (+)-cis,trans-nepetalactol synthase NEPS1-like
Exons: 2
Coding region: 34-831 (265 amino acids)
Molecular function (GO): oxidoreductase activity
Source: RefSeq, a predicted model, not a curated record
UCAAGUAGAGCUGGAGUCGCGUAGCUCAACACAAUGACUGAGCAGCCCAUACAACUCCAGAAGCUCCACGGCAAGGUGGCCAUCGUCACCGGCGCCGCCAGCGGCAUCGGUGCAGUCACCGCGCGCCACUUUGCCGACCACGGAGCUCGCGUCGUCGUGAUCGCCGACGUCCAAGACGCCAAGGGCCGAGAAGUGGCCACAUCCAUCGGCUCCCACCGCUGCACCUACGUCCACUGCGACGUCACCGACGAGGACCAGGUCGAAUCGCUACUAGUCGACUCCACCGUCGAAAAGUACGGCCAACUCGACGUGAUGUACAGCAACGCAGGGAUAACUGCCUCGUCGGUGCAGACGGUGAUGGAGCUGGACCUGUCAUGGUUCGAUAAGGUGAUGGAGGUGAACGUCCGGGGGAUGGCGGCGUGUGUGAAGCACGCGGCGCGUGCGAUGGUGGGGAAGGGAGUCAGAGGCAGCAUAGUGUGCACGGCUAGCGUAGUGGCGGAGUAUGGGACGGAGAGCGCGACGGACUACACGAUGUCGAAGCACGCGGUGCUGGGGCUGGUGCGGUCGGCAAGCGUGCAGCUGGCGGCGCGUGGGGUGCGCGUGAACUGCGUGUCGCCGGGUUUGGUGGGGACGCCGAUGGUGAGCGAGACUCUUAAGCUUGGGGCGGAAGAGAUGAAGGAGAUGAUGACAGCGGUUUAUUCGGAAAGCAGCAAUGGGCCGCUGAUGGAGAAACACGUGGCGGAUGCGGUGGCGUUUUUGGCGUCGGAGGACUCGGCGUUCGUCACCGGCCAUAAUUUGGUGGUUGAUGGCGGAUUUGGCACCAAGUCCUAAUCAGUACUCAAACCAUGAUGGACUUGAUUUGCAUUAAUUGUGAUACUAUAGUUGUCCACUUGUGUGGAAAACUCAUGUGACAGUUUUGUCUGUGUGAUAGGAAUAAAUCACAAGCAGUUGUUUCAGUCUUGAUUAUUUCCACCAAUAUGUAUA